CGGCGGGCCGGGAUUGGCGGGGCGCCGCGGAGGCGCCGCCCGGCCCCAGCAAGUCUCCAACUUUCUUCCUGCCUCCCCUCGCCGCCGCCUCCCUCCUCCGCCCGCCCUGCCGCGCUCCCUCCAUCCCGGGAGCCCCGCGGAGCCCCGCGAUGCUCCGCUGCCGCCUGCCCCUGCUCGGGCCCUGGCUGCUGCUGCAGACGGUGUGUGCUGGGAGCCACAUUGCCAAGACCCUGGGGUACCUGGAGCUGGGCACCUCCGGCCUCCUCAAGGAUGUCCCCUACGGCACCCUGAAGCCCCCCGUGCUUGACCCUGGGCGGCUGAUUCCAGCUGAGCCCCCCCGGGGCACGGGGACACCCUCAGGCGCUGCGCAGAGCCCCUGGGACUGGCAGAAGAACCACACAGCUGGGGACCUGCCGAGUCCCCGCGCCCGGCGCAAGCCCUCGCUCAAGUCCGGCCGCACCAAGAAGAUCUUCGGCUGGGGCGACUUCUACUUCAACAUCAAGACGCUGAAGUUCAGCCUGCUGGUGACAGGGAAGAUCGUUGACCACAUCAACGGAACCUUCAGCGUCUACUUCCGCCACAACUCCUCCAGCCUGGGCAAUGUCUCGGUCAGCAUCGUGCCCCCCUCCAAGGCAGUGGGCUUCGAGGUGCUGGUGCCAGCCCCCCCGCCGCUCCCCCGCCCACCGCCCCAGCAGAGCACCCUGCCUGAGGGGCGCCCGGCCAAGGCCCUCAACUGCCACGUGGAAUACGAGAAGACCAACCGGGCGCGGAAGAACAAGCCCUGCCUGUACGACCCCUCCAAGGUGUGCUUCACCGAGCACACGCAGAGCCAUGCUGCCUGGCUCUGCGCCAAGCCCUUCAAGGUCAUCUGUAUCUUCAUCUCCUUCCUCAGCAUCGACUACAAGCUGGUCCAGAAGGUCUGCCCUGACUACAACUUCCAGCAUGACAACCCCUACUUCGGCUGACGGCUGCGGAAAGGGGCGGCGGGCACCGGAGCUGGAGGCAGAUGGGGGCCAGGGGCUCCUGCGCCCCAUCCCGGCUGCAUGGUGUCCCUCAUCGCCCCCGCACCGGCCCCCCCCCCCCUUCAUCACUGCAGCACCUCCCUGGGGCAUGGGAGUGGGGCCAGGGACAGCCGGCCCGGGGCACAGCCGGUGCAGGGUGUCCCGGCCCCACCGCCCACCGCACUCCCAUCCCUGCAGCGGGCGCACAGCCCAGCCCGCGACCCCAGGCCGGGGGAUGGGCUGGGGUCUGUGGGAGCGUGUGGGUGAGUCAGGGGGUAUGGCCCCAUGCGAUGGCAUCAGCUGGGCACGUGUCACCUUUGGGGGCGAGCACAGGCGUGGUUGUAGCAGGGGGGGUUUGCCAGGUGCUGGUGGGUCAGGGUACUGGGGAGAGCUCAGGCUUCACCCUGUAGGCUGGGGGGGGGGGGCUUUUGUUCUUUCUGCAGCUGUGGGAGAUGCGCAUGUAUGUGCGUGUGGACAUGUGUGUGCACACCAGUCUGCGUGUGUGCGAGGGCACCUGUCCAGGUAUUUUGGAGCCUUCCCCCCCCAUUGCCCCCUCCCAGGCUGCGGCAGCGUUGCGGCACCAAACCAAGCCGCUCAUCCUCCAUGGAGGCUCCCCCCCACCUCCCGCUGGGGAGGACCCUGCCCAGAUUCGCCACCCCUCACCCAGAUUUGCAUCCGCCCGGCUGCCACCCGCCACUAUGCCGUGAAGAAGUGCCACGCCAGGGGCAGGGACCGGGGGGCCCCUUCCCCGAGCCGGCAGGGCCCUCGCUGGGGGCUGCCCUCACCCUGGCUCUGGGCAGGGACUUCUUCAUAUUUUUUUAAGAAAACUAAAAUGGAAAAAAAGUGGAAAAUAAAAACAUUGAA
This is a messenger RNA of Aquila chrysaetos chrysaetos, 1865 nucleotides long. It is a transcript of the gene NXPH4, whose product is annotated as neurexophilin 4. Lineage: Eukaryota; Metazoa; Chordata; Aves; Accipitriformes; Accipitridae. Gene Ontology annotation, molecular function: signaling receptor binding. The record is from RefSeq and is a predicted model, not a curated record. Bases 150 to 965 code for a protein of 271 amino acids. The transcript has 2 exons.